This is a messenger RNA of Durusdinium trenchii, 916 nucleotides long. Lineage: Eukaryota; Dinophyceae; Suessiales; Symbiodiniaceae. The record is from the annotation of a GenBank genome assembly.
AGAAGGGGAACUUCUUUCGUUUCCUCAAGAUACAUUUUUGCCGGGAUUCGGUGAGUUAGCCGCUCCGCUCCUGCCGUCGAGGCGAUGGCGACCCGCGCAUCCAUGAUGCAGACCAUACCCACGGAUAUCAAAGUGGGCGUGAGGGUUCAGGUGCUUGGGAAGCUGAUGGGCACAGUGAAGUUCGCGGGGGUGACGAAGUUUGCUGCCGGGCCAUGGGUUGGUGUGGAGCUGGACGCACCGGAAGGCAAGAACGAUGGCACUGUCCAGGGUGAAAGGUACUUCGAUUGCAAACCAGGACAUGGCAUCUUCGCGAGGCCCAACUCGGUGAGGCCUGAACCGGCUUUGAACGCUUUCGCCAUGCCUGGCGAAAUGCCACAGACGCCUGAAAGUGCCCAGGAGGCACCAGGCAGUCCCGACUCCCCGGCUCAGUCGGCUCCUUCAAUCAACUGGACGCGCCGGCAGAGUGCAGAGCAUGACCUCAGGCAGGAUAUUUGUGUGGACGAGCGUGUGGACUUGAUGAGCAUCCUGGGCGAUUGCGCGGACGACGUGCAGGCGAUGACCGAGGCUGUGGAUAAACUGGCUGCAUCCAUGCAGGCUGCUCCCGUUGCGACGGCGUCAGAGAAGCUGUCACCAGAAGAGGAGGCUUGGCUCAGCGACUUCACCGAGCAGUUCGAGAGGAAGUUCGAGGAGAAGUUGGUCGCCUUGCUCGAUGCAAAGGUGUCCGCACUCGUCAAGGACAUUCCUUCGACCUAGGACCAGGACAUUUGGAUCCCUCUUGUUCUCUCAUCGGCUUGCUUACUUGUUGCAUUCGAGCAAAAUCGGCUGGUUGCGAGCUAGCCUCACCCCAAGUUGACUGGGCGUGGCGCUUUUCACUCCUUCAGCUGUACAAAUCGCAGGCUUGUAGGAAGUGCUCUGC